Molecule: messenger RNA, 1668 nt
Organism: Tremella mesenterica DSM 1558
Lineage: Eukaryota; Fungi; Basidiomycota; Tremellomycetes; Tremellales; Tremellaceae
Exons: 11
Coding region: 27-1625 (532 amino acids)
Biological process (GO): protein folding
Cellular component (GO): chaperonin-containing T-complex
Molecular function (GO): ATP binding; ATP hydrolysis activity; ATP-dependent protein folding chaperone
Source: RefSeq, a predicted model, not a curated record
CUCUACAUCUACCAUAGUCACACAUCAUGGCAGCCCCUAAUCCCGCUCCAGGUAGGGGCAUAUCUGAUUCUAAAUUUUCAGACAAGGGAAAGUCGACAGAAGUUCGGUUGUCAAAUAUGAACGCUGCCAAGGCCGUGUCUGACGCUGUGAGGACCAGUCUGGGACCAAAGGGGAUGGACAAAAUGAUCCAAACGUCCACCGGAGAGGUGGUCAUCACUAAUGACGGUGCGACGAUAUUGAAGCAUAUGGCUGUCCUUCAUCCUGCUGCAAGAAUGUUGGUGGAGUUGUCACAAGCUCAAGAUAUCGAAGCUGGAGAUGGUACAACAAGUGUCGUCGUCCUUGCAGGAUCACUACUUUCUGCAGCAGAAAACCUUCUCACUCAAGGCAUUCAUCCCACUACAAUAGCUCAGUCGUUUCAAAAUGCCGCGUCGAAGGCUGUGGAAUUCUUGGAAGAAAUGUCUACACCGGUGGAUCUGAGUGAUCGUGAUUCGCUUUUGCGAGCAGCUGCAACUUCUCUCAACUCCAAAAUCGUCUCACAGUAUUCCUCCACUCUCGCUCCUAUCGCAGUGUCGGCGGUGACGCGAUUGGUCACACCCACGUCAUCCAAUGUCGACUUGAGGGAUAUCAGAAUCGUCAAAAAGGUCGGAGGGACGAUCGAGGAUACCGAACUUGUCGAAGGAUUGGCGUUGAAUCAAAGUGUGAUCUCUCAUGCUGGCGGACCGACAAGGGUGGAGAAGGCCAAAAUCGGUUUGAUCCAGUUUCAACUGAGUAGCCCCAAGCCAGAUAUGGACAAUCAAAUCGUGGUCAACGACUAUCGUCAAAUGGACAAAAUCCUCAAAGAAGAACGACAAUACCUCUUGAAUCUGUGCAAACGCAUCAAGAAGACCGGUUGCAAUGUUCUUCUCAUCCAAAAGUCCAUCCUCCGCGAUGCAGUCACCGAUCUUUCCUUACAUUUCCUUUCGAAGCUGAAAAUUAUGGUCAUCAAAGAUGUGGAGAGAGACGAAAUUGACUUUAUCGCCAAAUCGACAGGUUGUAAGCCUGUAGCGGACAUCGAGGCGUUCAGUGAGGACAAGUUGGGAUAUGCUGAAUUGGUAGAGGAGACGAAUCAGUCCGGAGCCAAAGUUGUCAAAGUGACGGGAGUGAGGAAUCCCGGUAAGACGGUCAGUGUGGUGUGCACUGGGGCCAAUGCGUUGGUAUUGGAGGAAAGCGAGAGAAGUUUACAUGAUGCUUUAUGUGUGGUGAGGUGUUUAGUGAAGAAGAGAGCUUUGAUCGCCGGUGGUGGUGCACCUGAGAUCCACGUAUCGAGACUUAUGACUCAACACGCUCAGACUCUCAAAGGUAAAGAGGCAUACUGUUGGCAAGCAUUCGCCGAAGCUCUCGAAAUCAUACCUACCACCUUGGCCGAGAACGCGGGUCUGAAUCCUAUCGCCAUUGUCACCGAAUUGCGUAAUCGACAUGCAUUGGGCGAACGAAAUGCAGGGAUAAACGUGAAAAAGGGAAUCAUCUCCAACAUCAUUGAAGAAAAUGUCGUUCAACCUCUUUUGGUGACGACUUCUGCUUUAGAAUUGGCGACUGAGACUGCUGCGUUGAUUUUACGUAUCGACGAUAUUCAGUUUACAAGAUGAUACAAAAUCGCAUAUGGGUAGAUCAUGCAUAUCUUUUUCAUCU